Molecule: messenger RNA, 531 nt
Organism: Ordospora pajunii
Lineage: Eukaryota; Fungi; Microsporidia; Ordosporidae
Exons: 1
Coding region: 1-531 (176 amino acids)
Source: RefSeq, a predicted model, not a curated record
AUGGAGCUUGUUAAUGAAUACUUUGGAGAAAUGGACGCAGAAGUGUUUGCUGCAGUUAUUUCAAGAACGAUGAUCGAUGAUAAGUCGUGCAUCUAUGAUGCUCAGAGCAAAUGCAACGGUUUAUGUAGCCAUGUGUGUGAAGAUACAUCAUCUUCUGCAUUUUCAGAUGAUAUUUGCCAUAUCGAGAUGCUUUACAGGCAACAAGUAGCCAUCAACAACAAGAGGAAGGCACUUCUUGAGAAGAAGCUCAAAGACAGGCUCAAAUACUUUGGCUACUGGGAAAUACUCAGAUCAAUUGAUGAGGAGAUAGAAGGCCUGGCUACCAAGAAGAAGCGGAAUAGGAGCAUAGAAGAGCAGAUUGUGGAAGCUCUUGGAAGACGGCAGCAAUUUUUGUCAUUGUUUGCCAGCAUUGGUGCUCUUGAAAACGACUUUGAGGGCUACGAGGCACUGUUUGAUUCGACUGAGGAUGUGGACUGCAGGAAGUAUGGGAUUGAGCGGAUCGAAUAUUUUGGGGGUGGACAAGCAGCCUAG